CUACAUCUCCUAUAGACGUUAGUACAGCUCGUAUCCCUUGCCAAGUCUACACUGUAAGAACAAACGAAUGAAAAAAGCAACAUUGCACAUUCAAAUUCACAUAUCCAUUACAGCACUAAUCAUGUUCCUUCUCAAGACAUGGAGAGCAUCUGCUUUUGGAGUUUAUGGGUACUUGAAUUUCACCAGAAAUGCGUUCUUGGAGCACUCCAAGAAAUUCCAACCAGAAGAUAUGCAAAUACGAAUAGAGGGGAAGAACUGCAUAGUCACAGGAGCAAAUUCUGGCAUUGGUUUUUCAACUGCUGAGGGUCUUGCAUCAUGUGGGGCAACUGUCUAUAUGGUUUGUCGUAACAAGGAGAGGGGAGAAGCUGCUCUUUCAAAGAUUCAAUCUUCAACAGGCAAUCCAAAUGUUCAUUUGGAGAUUUGUGAUCUUUCAUCCAUCAGCGAGAUCAAGUCCUUUGCAUCCAGAUUCUCUUCAAAGGAUGUUCCCGUUCAUGUUCUUUUGGAAACUUUAUAUAGACAGGUCAACAAUGCUGGUUUAAUGGAGCACAAACGAGUCACUACAUCUGAAGGAUUUGAGUUGAACUUUGCUGUAAAUGUAUUGGGCACUUAUGCCACAACGGAGUUAAUGUUGCCUUUGCUGGAGAAAGCUGCGCCUGAUGCUCGAGUCAUCACAGUUUCAUCUGGUGGAAUGUAUACUGCUUCCUUGACCAGUGACCUACAGUUUAGUGAUGGAAAAUUUGAUGGAGUAGAGCAAUACGCUAGGAACAAGCGAGUUCAGGUGGCACUAACAGAAAAGUGGGCUGAGAUGUACAAGCACAAAGGAAUUGGGUUUUACUCAAUGCACCCAGGUUGGGCUGAGACACCUGGAGUAGCUAAGAGUUUACCUGGUUUUAACAAAUCUUUUUCGGGAAAGCUCAGAACUAGUGAAGAGGGUGCAGACACAGUUAUAUGGUUGGGUUUACAGCCUAAAGAGAAACUGGUAUCUGGUGGUUUCUACUUUGAUAGAUCAGAAGCACCUAAACACUUGAAGUUAGCAGCUACUAGCCAUUCUCAUGCAAUAAUCGACUCCAUUGUCGACACUCUUCGUUCCAUAUUAGUCUCUCAUGAUUCUAAAAUUUAGCUCUCCAAUGCAAGUGAGCCAAAAUUGUUCUGUUCCAGGGACUCGCUUGCUGCCUCUUGCAGCUGCAUUAUGCUAGUAUAUACUUUCUUAUGCUAUUUUCGGAAGGACAAGCGGUUUCAUGUUAUAAUGCUUAUUUGAUGCUCCAAUUUCAUAUUGAAAAAAUAUGAGGAUGCAAUAUGACAUAAGUAGAGACUUAAAUUUAUAUUUGUGAAACGAUUUUUGUGACACAAAAUUGUAAGGAUAAUAUUUUACAAAUUAGAUGUAACUCUUUUCAGCUUCUACACGUAUCCUCUGGACUGCUUCACAAUGGGCACUAAGUUGUCCUUUCUUAUUAGAGAGCAGUUUUUCAUCAAAUCAUUUUGAAAGACUUUUAUUCCUUCACUCAAGGAAUAGGUCAACUCUGCAGCAUUUUGCUUAAGAAAUCAUCAAAUAUAUUUUUUUAAUGCAAAGAUUAUUUCCCAGGAAAUACACAAUGCCUUCUGCAAACUAUUCACACAUGGAAGCAAAUCCCAAGCCAUUCCCCAAAGCUUUAUGUUAUCUACGAA
Durio zibethinus is the source of this 1665-nucleotide messenger RNA. Lineage: Eukaryota; Viridiplantae; Streptophyta; Magnoliopsida; Malvales; Malvaceae. The record is from RefSeq and is a predicted model, not a curated record.